Molecule: messenger RNA, 12040 nt
Organism: Sus scrofa (pig)
Lineage: Eukaryota; Metazoa; Chordata; Mammalia; Artiodactyla; Suidae
Gene: AHNAK2
Product: AHNAK nucleoprotein 2
Biological process (GO): regulation of RNA splicing
Cellular component (GO): costamere; cytoplasm; nucleus
Molecular function (GO): protein binding
Source: RefSeq, a predicted model, not a curated record
CGCCCGGCCGCCAAGAUGUGCGACUGCUUCCACAUGGUGCUGCCCACCUGGCCCGGAGCCCCCGGCAGCGUGUCCGGUCGGCAGCUGCAGCCGGAGCCGCCAGAGGCAGAAACCGAGGAGGACCACUCUGUGACGGAAGGGCCGGAGGUCAUUCGGCCCCGGCCACAGGGCUCCUCGCCCGUCUACGAAUGUGUGACUGAGGGUGCCGGCUCCAGACUCCAGGAAGACGCGCCGAGGAGGCCAGGCUCCUCAGGGAGACGGAGGUCCUGGUGGAAGCGGGACUCAGGGGACUCGCGGACGCUCCCCAGGAUGAGCCACCUGGAGGAGGCGACAGAGGUGACGCUAGAGACAGAGGUGGAGGCCGGAGCCAGUGGCUACAGUGUCACAGGUGGCGGGGACCAGGGCAUCUUUGUCACGCAGGUGCUGAAGGACUCAUCAGCCGCCAAGCUCUUCAGCCUGAGAGAAGGGGAUCAGCUUCUCAGCGCAACCAUAUUCUUCGACGGCAUUACCUAUGAAGACGCUCUCAAAAUCCUCCAGUACUCAGAGCCCUACAAGGUCCAGUUCAAAAUCAGACGGAAACUUCCUGCCAGAGAGGACAAGGAGGGGGUUUCCGGCAGCGCUCAGCAUGGUCUGAAGGGCAGUGAGGAGCAGGAGCAGGAUGUCACAGAUGGAGGCUCAGAGACCCCGACCAGGACGCUGGUGGGGGACGGAGACCAGGAGAGACUCAUCUCCAGGCCCAGGGAGGGCAGGCGGCCUCAGAGGCACAGGCUCUCCUGGCCCAAAUUCCAGGCUAUACAGAGCAGGCGGGCGCCCGGGCCCCGGAGAUCCCGCAGCUCCUCCGAGGCCGAUGAGAGGAGGGCUGCACCUGAAGUGUCACCCGGGAGCACAGACACAGAGGCCCAGCACCUGGCGGAGGAGCGCGAGCAAAAGGCAGGGCCAGGCAGCCAGCAGGGUGGAAGGUUCCGGAACUUCACAUUCAGGGUGAGCUCAGGCAAGAGGCGCUCCCCGGCAGGGAGACCAGGCAGGGGGACAAACGAGGGGACAGUCCAGGCAGGGGUUCUGGAGGAGGCAGAGCUGCCCCCAGAGCCCGGCCAGCACAGCCUACCUGGAGAGGGAACUCUGGGGCAGGAGGCUGCCUUGGCACCCCGACAGACCAAGACAGACAAGGAGCUUGAAGAGACAGCUGGGCAGGCAAAAGAGGGGGUGGGCUUAGCCCCAGGAGAGGGCCGGGAGGGGCUGCAGGGCCUGGAGGGUGGGAUCGCCAGGCUGGCUCUGCAUGACACCGCAGACCUGGGAGCCCGCCGGAGCCAGCCCACAGAACUCCGCGUCCAAACACCCACUCUCACGACACCCAAGUUUGGAAUUGCCAAAGAGAAAGCGCAGGAGACAGAAGAGGGAACAAGAGCGCUUCCGACUGGACCUGGGUGGGCGAGAGGCCCUGAGGACAUGGAAGCUAGGCGGGAAGAUGUGCGGAAAGUUGACGCUCAGGAGACCCACCGGCAGGUGGGCCAGCUGCCCCUGGAGGCCGGAGGAGGCAAAGAGGAAGACAGGCUGCAACAGAGGCGGGGAGAGGGCCGGGGCGAGGCCAAGGAUGAGGAGGGGACGGAGGGAAAGACGAAACUGCUGAAGUUCAAACUGCCAGCGUUCGGGUGGUCUCCAGGCAAAGACCACAAAACAGGAGAGAAACCACAAAGAGAAGGAGAAAAGAAGAAAGAAACAGAGAGACAAGAGAGUCUAAAGAUGGACAUGAAAACGGGAGACGAAGAAGACAAAGCAAAAACGGACAAGAGGGAAGACACACAAGGGAGAAAAACAACACGAGAGAAACAAGAAGCUGAGGAGAUAAAGCUUGAGCUGAGCCUAGGGGACAAGGAGGUGGCCGCCAGGGACAGCAAGUUCAAAAUGCCCAAGUUCAAGAUGCCUUCCUUCGGCGUGUCGGCGCCAGGCAAGUCCGUCGAGGCCGCCGUGGAGGUGUCCCUGCCCAAGGCAGAGGCGGACGCGUCCGCGCCGUCGGGGCAGGCCGCCGUCAAGGCCGGUGACCUCAGCGCUGAGCUGCCCUCGGCCGAGCUGGACGUCAAGGGCCCCGAGCUGGGCGGGAAGCUCCCGGAGGGCCAGCUGCCCGACGCGGAGCUCAAGGAGCCGGCGGCCGGAAUCGCACUCAAGGGCCACCUGCCCAAGGUGCAGAUGCCCAGCAUCAAGGUGCCCAGGGUGGACCUCCGGGCCCCGCAGGUGGACGUCAAGGGGCCGAAGCUGGACCUGAAGGGCGCCAAGGGCGAGGUGAGCGCCCCCGACGUGGCGGUGUCCCCGCCCAGCGUGGAGCUGGAGGCCCAGGCCCAGGCCCAGGCGCCGGGCGGCAAGCUGGAGGCCGACGUGUCCCUGGGGGACAAGGAGGUGGCCGCCAGGGACAGCAAGUUCAAAAUGCCCAAGUUCAAGAUGCCUUCCUUCGGCGUGUCGGCGCCAGGCAAGUCCGUCGAGGCCGCCGUGGAGGUGUCCCUGCCCAAGGCAGAGGCGGACGCGUCCGCGCCGUCGGGGCAGGCCGCCGUCAAGGCCGGUGACCUCAGCGCUGAGCUGCCCUCGGCCGAGCUGGACGUCAAGGGCCCCGAGCUGGGCGGGAAGCUCCCGGAGGGCCAGCUGCCCGACGCGGAGCUCAAGGAGCCGGCGGCCGGAAUCGCACUCAAGGGCCACCUGCCCAAGGUGCAGAUGCCCAGCAUCAAGGUGCCCAGGGUGGACCUCCGGGCCCCGCAGGUGGACGUCAAGGGGCCGAAGCUGGACCUGAAGGGCGCCAAGGGCGAGGUGAGCGCCCCCGACGUGGCGGUGUCCCCGCCCAGCGUGGAGCUGGAGGCCCAGGCCCAGGCCCAGGCGCCGGGCGGCAAGCUGGAGGCCGACGUGUCCCUGGGGGACAAGGAGGUGGCCGCCAGGGACAGCAAGUUCAAAAUGCCCAAGUUCAAGAUGCCUUCCUUCGGCGUGUCGGCGCCAGGCAAGUCCGUCGAGGCCGCGGUGGAGGUGUCCCUGCCCAAGGCAGAGGCGGACGCGUCCGCGCCGUCGGGGCAGGCCGCCGUCAAGGCCGGUGACCUCAGCGCUGAGCUGCCCUCGGCCGAGCUGGACGUCAAGGGCCCCGAGCUGGGCGGGAAGCUCCCGGAGGGCCAGCUGCCCGACGCGGAGCUCAAGGAGCCGGCGGCCGGAAUCGCACUCAAGGGCCACCUGCCCAAGGUGCAGAUGCCCAGCAUCAAGGUGCCCAGGGUGGACCUCCGGGCCCCGCAGGUGGACGUCAAGGGGCCGAAGCUGGACCUGAAGGGCGCCAAGGGCGAGGUGAGCGCCCCCGACGUGGCGGUGUCCCCGCCCAGCGUGGAGCUGGAGGCCCAGGCCCAGGCCCAGGCCCAGGCGCCGGGCGGCAAGCUGGAGGCCGACGUGUCCCUGGGGGACAAGGAGGUGGCCGCCAGGGACAGCAAGUUCAAAAUGCCCAAGUUCAAGAUGCCUUCCUUCGGCGUGUCGGCGCCAGGCAAGUCCGUCGAGGCCGCCGUGGAGGUGUCCCUGCCCAAGGCAGAGGCGGACGCGUCCGCGCCGUCGGGGCAGGCCGCCGUCAAGGCCGGUGACCUCAGCGCUGAGCUGCCCUCGGCCGAGCUGGACGUCAAGGGCCCCGAGCUGGGCGGGAAGCUCCCGGAGGGCCAGCUGCCCGACGCGGAGCUCAAGGAGCCGGCGGCCGGAAUCGCACUCAAGGGCCACCUGCCCAAGGUGCAGAUGCCCAGCAUCAAGGUGCCCAGGGUGGACCUCCGGGCCCCGCAGGUGGACAUCAAGGGGCCGAAGCUGGACCUGAAGGGCGCCAAGGGCGAGGUGAGCGCCCCCGACGUGGCGGUGUCCCCGCCCAGCGUGGAGCUGGAGGCCCAGGCCCAGGCCCAGGCGCCGGGCGGCAAGCUGGAGGCCGACGUGUCCCUGGGGGACAAGGAGGUGGCCGCCAGGGACAGCAAGUUCAAAAUGCCCAAGUUCAAGAUGCCUUCCUUCGGCGUGUCGGCGCCAGGCAAGUCCGUCGAGGCCGCGGUGGAGGUGUCCCUGCCCAAGGCAGAGGCGGACGCGUCCGCGCCGUCGGGGCAGGCCGCCGUCAAGGCCGGUGACCUCAGCGCUGAGCUGCCCUCGGCCGAGCUGGACGUCAAGGGCCCCGAGCUGGGCGGGAAGCUCCCGGAGGGCCAGCUGCCCGACGCGGAGCUCAAGGAGCCGGCGGCCGGAAUCGCACUCAAGGGCCACCUGCCCAAGGUGCAGAUGCCCAGCAUCAAGGUGCCCAGGGUGGACCUCCGGGCCCCGCAGGUGGACGUCAAGGGGCCGAAGCUGGACCUGAAGGGCGCCAAGGGCGAGGUGAGCGCCCCCGACGUGGCGGUGUCCCCGCCCAGCGUGGAGCUGGAGGCCCAGGCCCAGGCCCAGGCGCCGGGCGGCAAGCUGGAGGCCGACGUGUCCCUGGGGGACAAGGAGGUGGCCGCCAGGGACAGCAAGUUCAAAAUGCCCAAGUUCAAGAUGCCUUCCUUCGGCGUGUCGGCGCCAGGCAAGUCCGUCGAGGCCGCGGUGGAGGUGUCCCUGCCCAAGGCAGAGGCGGACGCGUCCGCGCCGUCGGGGCAGGCCGCCGUCAAGGCCGGUGACCUCAGCGCUGAGCUGCCCUCGGCCGAGCUGGACGUCAAGGGCCCCGAGCUGGGCGGGAAGCUCCCGGAGGGCCAGCUGCCCGACGCGGAGCUCAAGGAGCCGGCGGCCGGAAUCGCACUCAAGGGCCACCUGCCCAAGGUGCAGAUGCCCAGCAUCAAGGUGCCCAGGGUGGACCUCCGGGCCCCGCAGGUGGACGUCAAGGGGCCGAAGCUGGACCUGAAGGGCGCCAAGGGCGAGGUGAGCGCCCCCGACGUGGCGGUGUCCCCGCCCAGCGUGGAGCUGGAGGCCCAGGCCCAGGCCCAGGCGCCGGGCGGCAAGCUGGAGGCCGACGUGUCCCUGGGGGACAAGGAGGUGGCCGCCAGGGACAGCAAGUUCAAAAUGCCCAAGUUCAAGAUGCCUUCCUUCGGCGUGUCGGCGCCAGGCAAGUCCGUCGAGGCCGCCGUGGAGGUGUCCCUGCCCAAGGCAGAGGCGGACGCGUCCGCGCCGUCGGGGCAGGCCGCCGUCAAGGCCGGUGACCUCAGCGCUGAGCUGCCCUCGGCCGAGCUGGACGUCAAGGGCCCCGAGCUGGGCGGGAAGCUCCCGGAGGGCCAGCUGCCCGACGCGGAGCUCAAGGAGCCGGCGGCCGGAAUCGCACUCAAGGGCCACCUGCCCAAGGUGCAGAUGCCCAGCAUCAAGGUGCCCAGGGUGGACCUCCGGGCCCCGCAGGUGGACAUCAAGGGGCCGAAGCUGGACCUGAAGGGCGCCAAGGGCGAGGUGAGCGCCCCCGACGUGGCGGUGUCCCCGCCCAGCGUGGAGCUGGAGGCCCAGGCCCAGGCCCAGGCGCCGGGCGGCAAGCUGGAGGCCGACGUGUCCCUGGGGGACAAGGAGGUGGCCGCCAGGGACAGCAAGUUCAAAAUGCCCAAGUUCAAGAUGCCUUCCUUCGGCGUGUCGGCGCCAGGCAAGUCCGUCGAGGCCGCGGUGGAGGUGUCCCUGCCCAAGGCAGAGGCGGACGCGUCCGCGCCGUCGGGGCAGGCCGCCGUCAAGGCCGGUGACCUCAGCGCUGAGCUGCCCUCGGCCGAGCUGGACGUCAAGGGCCCCGAGCUGGGCGGGAAGCUCCCGGAGGGCCAGCUGCCCGACGCGGAGCUCAAGGAGCCGGCGGCCGGAAUCGCACUCAAGGGCCACCUGCCCAAGGUGCAGAUGCCCAGCAUCAAGGUGCCCAGGGUGGACCUCCGGGCCCCGCAGGUGGACGUCAAGGGGCCGAAGCUGGACCUGAAGGGCGCCAAGGGCGAGGUGAGCGCCCCCGACGUGGCGGUGUCCCCGCCCAGCGUGGAGCUGGAGGCCCAGGCCCAGGCCCAGGCCCAGGCGCCGGGCGGCAAGCUGGAGGCCGACGUGUCCCUGGGGGACAAGGAGGUGGCCGCCAGGGACAGCAAGUUCAAAAUGCCCAAGUUCAAGAUGCCUUCCUUCGGCGUGUCGGCGCCAGGCAAGUCCGUCGAGGCCGCGGUGGAGGUGUCCCUGCCCAAGGCAGAGGCGGACGCGUCCGCGCCGUCGGGGCAGGCCGCCGUCAAGGCCGGUGACCUCAGCGCUGAGCUGCCCUCGGCCGAGCUGGACGUCAAGGGCCCCGAGCUGGGCGGGAAGCUCCCGGAGGGCCAGCUGCCCGACGCGGAGCUCAAGGAGCCGGCGGCCGGAAUCGCACUCAAGGGCCACCUGCCCAAGGUGCAGAUGCCCAGCAUCAAGGUGCCCAGGGUGGACCUCCGGGCCCCGCAGGUGGACGUCAAGGGGCCGAAGCUGGACCUGAAGGGCGCCAAGGGCGAGGUGAGCGCCCCCGACGUGGCGGUGUCCCCGCCCAGCGUGGAGCUGGAGGCCCAGGCCCAGGCCCAGGCGCCGGGCGGCAAGCUGGAGGCCGACGUGUCCCUGGGGGACAAGGAGGUGGCCGCCAGGGACAGCAAGUUCAAAAUGCCCAAGUUCAAGAUGCCUUCCUUCGGCGUGUCGGCGCCAGGCAAGUCCGUCGAGGCCGCCGUGGAGGUGUCCCUGCCCAAGGCAGAGGCGGACGCGUCCGCGCCGUCGGGGCAGGCCGCCGUCAAGGCCGGUGACCUCAGCGCUGAGCUGCCCUCGGCCGAGCUGGACGUCAAGGGCCCCGAGCUGGGCGGGAAGCUCCCGGAGGGCCAGCUGCCCGACGCGGAGCUCAAGGAGCCGGCGGCCGGAAUCGCACUCAAGGGCCACCUGCCCAAGGUGCAGAUGCCCAGCAUCAAGGUGCCCAGGGUGGACCUCCGGGCCCCGCAGGUGGACGUCAAGGGGCCGAAGCUGGACCUGAAGGGCGCCAAGGGCGAGGUGAGCGCCCCCGACGUGGCGGUGUCCCCGCCCAGCGUGGAGCUGGAGGCCCAGGCCCAGGCCCAGGCGCCGGGCGGCAAGCUGGAGGCCGACGUGUCCCUGGGGGACAAGGAGGUGGCCGCCAGGGACAGCAAGUUCAAAAUGCCCAAGUUCAAGAUGCCUUCCUUCGGCGUGUCGGCGCCAGGCAAGUCCGUCGAGGCCGCCGUGGAGGUGUCCCUGCCCAAGGCAGAGGCGGACGCGUCCGCGCCGUCGGGGCAGGCCGCCGUCAAGGCCGGUGACCUCAGCGCUGAGCUGCCCUCGGCCGAGCUGGACGUCAAGGGCCCCGAGCUGGGCGGGAAGCUCCCGGAGGGCCAGCUGCCCGACGCGGAGCUCAAGGAGCCGGCGGCCGGAAUCGCACUCAAGGGCCACCUGCCCAAGGUGCAGAUGCCCAGCAUCAAGGUGCCCAGGGUGGACCUCCGGGCCCCGCAGGUGGACGUCAAGGGGCCGAAGCUGGACCUGAAGGGCGCCAAGGGCGAGGUGAGCGCCCCCGACGUGGCGGUGUCCCCGCCCAGCGUGGAGCUGGAGGCCCAGGCCCAGGCCCAGGCGCCGGGCGGCAAGCUGGAGGCCGACGUGUCCCUGGGGGACAAGGAGGUGGCCGCCAGGGACAGCAAGUUCAAAAUGCCCAAGUUCAAGAUGCCUUCCUUCGGCGUGUCGGCGCCAGGCAAGUCCGUCGAGGCCGCCGUGGAGGUGUCCCUGCCCAAGGCAGAGGCGGACGCGUCCGCGCCGUCGGGGCAGGCCGCCGUCAAGGCCGGUGACCUCAGCGCUGAGCUGCCCUCGGCCGAGCUGGACGUCAAGGGCCCCGAGCUGGGCGGGAAGCUCCCGGAGGGCCAGCUGCCCGACGCGGAGCUCAAGGAGCCGGCGGCCGGAAUCGCACUCAAGGGCCACCUGCCCAAGGUGCAGAUGCCCAGCAUCAAGGUGCCCAGGGUGGACCUCCGGGCCCCGCAGGUGGACGUCAAGGGGCCGAAGCUGGACCUGAAGGGCGCCAAGGGCGAGGUGAGCGCCCCCGACGUGGCGGUGUCCCCGCCCAGCGUGGAGCUGGAGGCCCAGGCCCAGGCCCAGGCGCCGGGCGGCAAGCUGGAGGCCGACGUGUCCCUGGGGGACAAGGAGGUGGCCGCCAGGGACAGCAAGUUCGUUGUUCCUAAUUUUAACGUGUCUCUCUUUGCAUCUUCUUCCACGAAGAGUUCCGUUUCAUCUUCUCCGUUUACUCUCGAUGGUCAGCAUGGUGAGUCUGUUUCCUCUUCCAGCCCGUCGGAUUCUCUCGCCAGUAGCUUUGAUGUUCAUAUUUCUAAAGACCCCGAGGCUGAUGGCCCCCCUCUUGGACCAGAAAGUGACCUAAUCCCCUUGAAGAAGUCACCUUUUGAGAUUCCCCAAGUGUUUCCCUCCCCCGAGUCGUCCUCUGCAGAGUCCUCCGCGCCUGAUGGCUCUGCCGUGGGUCCUGUGCUCCCGAGAGGUGGUGCCCCGUUCUCUGAACUCAGUGCCGAGGGCUCCUUCAAGGGGGCUGUUCCCACAAGGGGGUCCCCCCUGAAGGUGCCGUGGCUGGGCUGGCCUGGGUUUUCGUCUGGCAGGCUUGACCUCAGUGGCACCCAUGCGGAAGCCCCCUCCUCUCCUGGCGUCACUCUUACAAAAUACCGGGAGACCCUCCCCAGUGUGGCCGUCCUCCCGGAGCUCCCUCUGGAAUCCAGCUCUGGGUCCCAAGAUGCUCGCCUUCCUGCGGCAGGAGGUCCUGCCAGCCUCCCUCCCCUCGAGGGCGGCGCUCCUUCCCCUGCCCAAAGUCCCGCUGGCCCAGUGGAUCCCCUGUUUCCUGCAUCUUAUGGUCGGGUGACUUUUCCUAUAUUUCAUCGUCCGAAGUUUGCCUUUUCCAUCCCCAAGGCAGCCGAGGCUGAGCUGGAUCCCUGCACCGUGGCGCGUGACCUCGCCCAGUCUGCUCCGAGCCCUGGGUGGGGUCUAGACUCUGCAGCUGAGGAAGCCCCCGGGCUCCUGUCGCCAGGCUCUCAGCCAUCACGCCUAAGCGUCUCCGUGCCGCGCAGUGGGGGGGCAUCCGAAGCAGCUUCAGGGGAGGCGCCAGCUGAAGACGCAGGGCGGGAAGGGAGAGGCGGCCCUUUGAAAACGCAGCGGAUCCAGCUUCCCUCAUUCAGGCGGUCCCCCGAGAAGGGGGCGGGGCGGGCUGCUGUACCUGCUGUGACUGUGGGUGCGGGUCCAACGGGCGCGCUGCCCGGGGUGUGUGUUUCCCCAGUGGAGGUGCUUCCUGAGAAGGAGGGGGAGGAGGGGGCCGCCCCGUCUGGCUGCACAGGGCUGCAACCCACCCCUCCCUCACUGCAGGCUUCAGAGGGGGCUGCCGGCCUGCUGCGGGGAGACCCAGCCGUUUCUCUCUCUUCCGCCCCCAGGGGUGAGGCUGGUGUGGGGGGCCCCCGCACAAUGGCGGCCCCUCCAGAAGGAGCAGGAGUGGACCCCCACCUGCCGCAGGUCCAGGCUCCCCGUCUGGGCUCUGCCGAUCUCGCCCUCAGACUUGGCAAGGCCAAGGCAGAGGUGAGCUUGUCUGCAGGCGGCCCGCCUCAAGAACGCCGCCUGUCCGCGGGAGAUGGCAGCCAAGUCCACCGGCCUGGGGACGUUGCCGCGAGCCGCCUCCAGCCGUCCUGCGGGUCAGCACAUGCGGAAGCCCCCGUGGUGGAGAGUCCGGAGGCGGCCACAACAGCAGGCUCACAGGGGGGCUGGUUUAGAAUGCCUGCCCUCCGCCUGCCCAGUGUCCGGCGCUCCGCCAAGGAGAAGGGGGGUGCCGGGGCGUCUGCUGCCAGCACAGCCAGGGGAGGAGAAGUCCCAGCCGCAGUGAAGGGUCAGGGGGUCCAAGUUCCUGGGUCAGACGUGGAGGCAGCUGUGUCCCUGCAGCCCCCGGAGACGGGUGCCGACGAGGCAGCUGCCGAGAGCACGUUGUAUGCAGACGUUCUAAGGAGGAACCUUGAUGGUCAAGGCUUGGAGCUGCACCUGCCUCCUGCCGGGGUGUCCCCUGCUGACCUUUCCACUGCUCAGGUCAGCGUCCGACCAGGCGAUGGCUCCCUCCCUCUUCAGAUGCCUGGCGGGAGACUUUCAGAAGCCCGAGCUCCUACAGGAGAAAUGGAUGCGACUCCCCCUGCUGGGCCAGCCGGACUGGACCUUGCUGGGGGGGCAGAGAGAGCAGAGGAGCGGCCCUCCCUGCCCGAAGGUCCCGUUAGACUGAAGGCAUCCAGGACAGACCGGCCGUCCCAGGUUUCCGUGGUUGACAUGGGGCAGCCCUGGGAGGGCUCCGUGCUGACGGUCAAACUGCCCAGGUUAAGUGUGCCGAGGUUUGCCUUCCCGGACGCCAGCUCUGAGGCCGACGUCUUUAUCCCCGCCGUGACCGAAGUGAGCAGCCUGGACGACGCCCUGGGCACCGAAAGCGCAGGAGUCUGGGGUGCCAGCAUCCUGAAGGCGGGCGCUGGGGCUGCUGGGGGGCAGCCUGUGGCCCUUGACCUCUCCCCGGAAGCUUCCCGCAUUUCCAAGGUCAGAGUGCACAUCCAGGGUGCUCAGGGAGAGGGCCCAGAGGUCGCCGUACACCGCAGGGUGACAGCAGAGUUGGUGGACCUCUCGGGACCUGCGGCCAUUUCCACCCAGGUCGUGCGGGAGUCAGAGAUCCCUGCGUCCGAGGUCCAAAGGGCUUCUUACGGCUUUUCCCUGCUGAAGGGGAGGGUCCCAGAGCCCCCCACGCAGGUGAGGGGGCAGGACUCUUGGCCGCCGGAGGGCUCACCAGAGGCUCCCAAGCGAGCGGCCCCGGGGGCAGACCGCCUUUCUGGAGACCCGCAGCCGGACACUGGAGAGGCCUUUGAAGUGGUCUUGCCUGGCGCCAGCGUGUCAGGCCGGCCAGCAAUCACACCCGACGUGCACACGGAGCCCCAGGGUGCAGACAGCGGCUCGGACGAGGAGCCUGCCGAAAUUCUUGAAUUUCCCCCGGAAGAAGACAGUGAGGAGGCAGCCGCCUGCCUGGCAGAGGAAGGCAGGGCUGCGCAAGAGAAGCCAGAAGGAAAAAGAUCUUCUGGCCUGUUCAGGUUUUGGCUUCCAAACAUCGGCUUUUCUUCCUCCGUGGAGGAGACACGUGCUGAUCCCAACGUUGACAGGUCGGCCCCCGUCCAGACACAGCCUGGGCCCCGGCCCGAGGCGGAACCACCCAAGAAACAGGAGAAGGGAGGCUGGUUUCGAUUUCCCAAAUUAGGGUUCUCCUCCACGCCGACCAAGAAAAGCAAAAGCUCCGAGGACACAGUGACUCCAGCAGAGCAGAAGUCCCAGGAGGAAGCCGUCACCUUUUUCGAUGCCCGGGAGAGCUUUUCCCCGGAGGACAAGGAGGAAGGAGAGGUGGCAGAGGCCAUGGGCACUGGGCAGGGCACCGGAGCCAUGGUCACAUCCGCGGCAAGAACGGAGUUGAUCCUGCUGGAGCAGGACCCAGACGCCGGGGACGAACCUGCGCCCGGACCGGCCUCCCAGGGAGGGCAGACGUAGAGCCAAGGCUGGCCGGCGGGCCGGGCUGAGGCGGCGAGUGCCCCCCCCCUCCCGGCACCAAGAAUAAGCAGAAACUCCUGAGGAGCGCGGGGCCGCCGUCACACAGCCCUCCAAAAUGUGGACAGGACACGUGGCUUCUCACCCCCCCAUGCAGGGUCGCGUGCUCCAGACCCCUGCCAGGCCCUUGAGAGGCGACCGUGAUGGCCAUGGGCGUGGAAGCAGUUUGGGGAUGAUUCCCACCCUGCACCUCCCCGUGGAGGUCCCUCCCUGGGUCAGGCAGGGCCCAGCACCAUCCCCCCACACACACACCUGCUCACUCACGGGCGCCCCCCUGUGGAAUGUCUCACCGGGGCACUUUGGGGGCGCUCUGUGCCCGAAGGUUCUGACUCCGCACAAGACGCCUUCUGUGCCCCCCUGCCUGCUCGUGCCCGCUCGUGCCCGCUCGCGCCCUCUCCAGCACACACAGCCCCACGCGUGUCCCUCAGUGUACACGCUGCUGCGAGACGGCAGGGGGCUCCCCUUGGCUGUGCCCCGGACAGGCAAUAAAGGACGUGCUGCUCCCCCA